AUGUCGAGCGAUGAAUGUCAACAAAUCCCUCGAUUAAAGGCUUCAAAAAUUCGAAAUCAUCGAAGUAAAAUUUCAUUAGAAAAAGAAGAGGCGAGAGAGAGAAGAAGAAAUUCUGUGGAACUACAAAACACAUUUUUUCUUGAUAUGCAAAGCACUUAUAUGAGGCAACCUAAUUAUUUUAAUGGGUUACCCGCAGAUUGGAGAUUCAAUUUAGAGAUCGUUCAACAGCCUAUUCGAGCUCGUGCUUGCGGUUAUGGUAAUAAGGAUUAUCGAUCGAUUUCUCCUCCGAUAUUUAUAAAAUUGACGGUCUUCAAUUCCUCUGGUCCCGUGAACAUUGAGAACGUUGAUUCUCAAUUUUUUCAACUUCAUGCUAGUCUCCAUGAUCUAGAUUCUGCAAAUUGCACAACCGUCUGGGUGAAAUCUUCAAACCCGCAACAUUCUCAAGAAAAAGUUCUCAACCUUAUUGGUUGUAGAAGUGAAAUUUGUCAUAUUUAUACAGAUGAACAUGGAAUUAAAGGACUCUGGUUCAUCUAUGCGAACCUCGGUGUUCGCACAGAGAAUGAUUAUUUUCUAAGAUUUCAAUUGUUUUACCUUGGAUGGGAAGGAUUUCUGAAUAUGGGCUCUAGCCCAAUAAAAGAAUUGGCUUCAAUUGAUUCUGCCAAAUUUAAGGUUUUCCGGAAUAAACAAUUUCCGGGCGUUGUUGAAUGUUCGCAGCUUACAAAGUGCUUUGCAAAACAAGGUGCUAACAUUCCUUUAAGAAGUGAACCUGAAAAGGUCAAAAACACUUCUAGUGAGUACGAAAUAGUUGAAACAAAUGAUACAAGUGAUGUCGAGAAGUCUUCUUCAUCGAGUCAUAAAGAAAAAGACAGAAAAGGAAAAUAUAAUUCGUAUAGUAUUGAAAAUUUAAUUCAUCGAAACUAA
Messenger RNA from Cetraspora pellucida, 921 nucleotides. Lineage: Eukaryota; Fungi; Glomeromycota; Glomeromycetes; Diversisporales; Gigasporaceae. The record is from the annotation of a GenBank genome assembly.